AGUGUUAUGUGAAUUAGUUGAAGUAAACAUCAGAAUAUAUAAUGAGAGAAAAUAAACUAACAUAGGCUUGUUCAUGUAAAAAAUAUGAUAGUAGUAUUGUAUUAGAGAUAUAUUUUUUCAGAAAAUUACAAAAGAAUAUGUUAUAAAAUAAAUUAUGUUUUAAUUCAUUUUUGAGUAUUUUUUUUUCACUUUCAUAAUAUAAGAAUAAAUGAUUAAUGUUUUCCAUUCUUAGUCAUGGCACGAAUGGAUAUACAAUUUUAACUGAUUUAAUGUGAAUGGGAGUUGACGUGGGUUCUAUAUUGAUACGAGUCUCUAUUUAUAUUAAAAUAGGUUUUUAGGUUCUCAACCAAGACAGUGUACGUCUUUAUUGAUAAGUAUUAUCUUAUUUACUAAAGAACCAAAUGGUCCAACGGUAUCACCCCUUUCUUUCCAAACGAGAGGUUUUUUUUGGGAUUUAAACCUAAUAUCGGUGGAAGUGUAGAGUGUGUGCGUAAUUGUUUUAAUUAAAAAAAGAAAAAGAAGAAAAAAAAAAAGUAUUAUCUUAUUUUAUUAUUUAUCGAAUUUUACCAGUUAGGUGAAAUUUGAUGACAUGUCAUCAUCUCAUUACUCAAUUGAUCAUAAGCCACGUCAAUUCAAUCAUUCAUAAAUUUAGAUCCGUAAUUAAUGAGUUCAACCCCAUUCUUUCUCGUGAACAUUCUAGCAUCGUGUACCAUCUGUUGCAUGUGAAUUUACAAAUCCAGUAAUCCACUACAAACCUCUAGAAACUACUUUAUAUAUCUAUAUCUAUAUAUAUAUAUAUAUAAAAGAAGUAUCCAGAAACACCCACACCCUUCAAGUUUUCUCCUAUAUAAAGCCCAACCCAUUUCUCUCAUCUCAUCAACGCAACAACAAAACACGUCAAAAACAACAUAUCAAUUCUUCUCUGAUCUGCAAGCCUAUUAGUCACAAAACUCCAUUUCUAUACUCAUGGCUGGUUCAAAGCUCACCAUGUGUGUCCUAACUGUAGCAAUGGUCACACUACUCAUGCCCUUCACAGCCAAUGCACUAAUUCCCUACACUCGAACCCUCUGGGACAUGAUGCUUCCAGCCGACGACCCUUUCCGAAUCCUGGAACAAGCCCCAUUAACAGUGCCCAAAGGCGUCGAAACUCUCGCACUCGCUCGUGCCGACUGGAAGGAGACUUCAACGGCCCAUGUGAUCUCACUUGACGUGCCGGGCCUCAGGAGAGAGGACAUCAAGAUUGAGGUGGAAGAGAACAGGGUGUUGAGGAUCAGCGGGGAGAGGAAGGCGGAGGAGGAGGUGGAGGGUGAGAAGUGGCACCGGGCGGAGAGGACGGCCGGGAAGUUCUGGCGGCAGUUCCGGUUGCCGGGAAAUGCGGAUUUGGAGGGAAUCAAGGCGCGACUUGAGAAUGGGGCGCUGAGGAUCACUGUGCCUAAGUUGGCUGAGGAGAAGAAGAGGCAGCCUAAGGUGAUUGGUAUUGUUGAGGAAGGGAGUGCUGGAGAGGAUGUCAAGGCUACCAAAGCUAAAAUGUAGAGUGAGAAACAAAAACAAAAAAACAAAAAUGUGCUUUUGAUUUUUAUGGGUUUUCUUUGUUGUGUUCUUGUUAGUUCUGGGAUAAUUAUAUAUGAUGGAUAUGUAUAUUAAUGCAUGUGUGGUGGCAUUGUAUUUUCAUAGUUUUGGGUAAUAAUGGCAAUAAAAUUGAAUUGUUAAAAAAAUUAUCAU
Messenger RNA from Cornus florida, 1722 nucleotides. RefSeq names its product 22.0 kDa class IV heat shock protein-like. NCBI's taxonomy places the organism in Eukaryota, Viridiplantae, Streptophyta, Magnoliopsida, Cornales, Cornaceae. Bases 967 to 1533 code for a protein of 188 amino acids. The transcript has a single exon. The record is from RefSeq and is a predicted model, not a curated record. Gene Ontology annotation, biological process: response to salt stress; protein folding; protein complex oligomerization.